UGAGGGACCAUCACGUACUGUAGAGCAUACCCAAUGUAUUCAUCUGAGCAAGCACUUUUUCUUAAAGGCAUGGCACAUACUGUAUAUGUGAUGUUAGAAGGUGAUGUAACCAAAGCUUUUGACCAUAAUCAGAAUGGCUUUUUUUCUGUAAUAUCAAUUUUAAAUUAAAACUAUUUUGGUGUUUGAAGAUUUAUUAGGGUUGAAUUCUGGAUGGACUAUGGCUUGUAUUGGGUGAAUAUACUGAAAUCGCAAUCUGUUGUGGUAUGACUUGACAGAAAGACCAGUGUAUCAAGACUGGUGGUGCUUUCAGACCUAGAGUUGCCUUGCUUUGGUCCGAAUCAGGGACUGAUUUUGUUACAAAGUUGCGCAAUUGCCAAAGUUGGUUUGUGUUCUCACGGCAGCAUUUACAAGUGGAACAGAUAAAAUGCCUUGCACGAGAACACUGCUCUUGAUUGGUGAGAAUUUUCAUGAGAGAAAAAUCCAAGAAGUAAACAAAACGUUGAAGAAGAGUACAUUUGCAAGAUAAAUGCGACACUUUCUAAUUUCACAAUGACAGAACAACUUUGCAGGUUGAUGAUAGCGCUGGUCAUCGUGGACAACGUUGCUUGCAUUGCUCAUUUCAAGCAAACCAUACAGUUUGAAAACGAGGCGCGGCUCCGACUAGAAAACAAUAUUUUGAUACGCUAGAUGAGCCGAAUGUGCAUGUUAAGGCAGUGCAGGAGGAGGCGCACAUUAAUAAUCCUCCAGGACUGUAACAUGUUCAUGCUUGUUUAACCCAAAUAAUGCAUAAUGUGACUGCAGUUGGUCCAGAUCGAGGUUGGAACACGUUCUCACCACAAACGAACCGCACCGAGACCACCUCUUCAAGAAGAUCCUUGUUUGGUUGUUUUGGUCUGUACCAGACUGCAAUUGCUGUGUUCUUACCUGCUCAAACCAACUGCAUAUAGGGCGCAAACGAACUCGAGCUCGAUUGAACCAAACCAAAAAGGGCUGGUGUGAUACAAUGUGGAACAUGCAAACCGUUGGCACUCCUCAACCUGAUUUGAAAGAUCCACAUUCCAAUAAAAAACACCAAGCAGAAUGACAUUUAGAUUCCUCUUCAUUCACCCCUUUUAUUGCCAUACUGUAUAUAUGUGUGCAUGAGCAAUGUCUUGAAGUAAGUAAUCAAAAGGCAUUGCAGAGGUGAAUUUUAUGUGUAGGAAUUUUACUUUGUUUUCUACAAGCAAACAAAUACACCCACUAAGUAGCUGAAAUCAAUUUAACUAUCUUGAUUCCACACUCCUUUUCUGCACAAGCAAUUUAAUCAUGUCCCCUCAGUUGGGGGUCUCUUAAAAUAAAAUCCUGAGCCCUCUUUGAGACCGUGACAAGUCCGGUCUAGUCUGAGACAAGACCAGGACCUUAAAGUGGUCUCGAGAAUAAGACUGAUCUUGAGUACUUCAACACUGGCUCAUACAAAAAAUAAAUUAAAAAAAUCAACACAUUUUUACUGUUUUACAAACAGUUUUUCAUAAAAUAGCUACAUCCUAAUGGAUGGCAGCGUAUUGUACAUUAUCUUUGGAUAUGUAUAAAAGCUCCAAUAUAUACUUUUGUUUUUGCUCUCCUGUAAAAUUAGGAAAAUGUCACUUGUGCCCUGUUUGCUCUAGACCCUUGAUAUACUUGUCUUCAUGUGGUUUACAAAAGGUGGGAUGGUGGGUGGCCAUUUGGUCAAAGAUUCAGAGCCCUCACAGAGCAUUCCUUAAAUCUGGUGGAUACUUGGUCACUUACAUAACUCCCACGUAGUUACAUCUCAUUACUUCCAACAAACGGCCAAUUCAUAUAGCCAGAGGUUCCUGUCCCCCAGAGUGUGCACUGAAUACCUGCAGUGUUAUGCUAUGUAUUCCAGCUGAAUCAUGAUUCUCAGACCAGGGCUUUAUUCAAUCAGAGCUGUGUCUAGGUGUGAGCAAUGUCUGGUAUAAGUCAAGUUACGUUCAGCAGACAGUGGAAUAACUGUCAUCAGCCAUGCAAAGCUGAAACAUGCAGGCUGUUUUUGUGUUACAGUACAUGAAAGAACACAAAACAUGUCCUAGCAUGUGUUGUGUUCAGUUUGAGCAAAACAACGAUUUCAGUAUGCUCACUAUAGUCUGACAACGUUUCAUGUAAGAUUACACACAAAAAGUUGCAGCCACAGGGAUUUACUAAGUUAUGUGUUGACCAAAUAAAUGUACCUGCUAAAUUUAUAGAAACGUUACAGGAAGAUGUAAGAGCAGAAAAACAGAAUACAAGAGAGUAUUUGAUGAUAUUUGAUGCACUAAUCUGUUUUUAAAAAUGCCACUCUUUUUGGAAGUCCAAUACAAAUAUUUUCCAUGGUGGUUGAGAGAGUGGGACCACUAGGCGUGGAGGAAGAGGGGGGGUCCUUAAGUAGGAGCAGACUUUAUCACUCUCCUCCUUUCUAGUGGUGGUCCUUUCUCUCACCUCUUUCCUCCCAGAUCACAUCCAGCGAGUCUGUGUGAGCUUUUCCAGUCAGAUGGAGAGAGCAACACAAAGACAGAGAUAAAGACAAGAACUAAGUCAUUAUUCUGGAGAAACCUGACAUAAUCUCCUUAACAAGUGGUCAAAGAAAUAUAGAGGAAGGAGUUCAUAAUUUUACAGUAACAUACAUACAGAUCGACUAAAGGCAAUACCAUCUCUGGCUACUGCUGCUGGCUCACAAUGCUGUUUACUCUAGGGCUUCUCCUCCUUCUCACCCCAUUUCCCUCCUUUCAAUCCCCAACCAAUGAGAGGAGAAACUCCACAGGAAGCGAUGUGACCAGACCCAAUGCCAUUCUCACCCUGUCGAAACCAAAAACCACUGCUGCUCUCGCCAAACAGACCAUUCGCCCAACCCCAAAGCCAAACACAGUUAAUCAGACGGUUUCAUCCACUCCGGCCACAGCAGCAGUAAAGGCCUCUACAGUCACUGAGGUGAAGGCUACCAAAGACAAGCCUGCCCCCACUGUAGUUCAAAACAUUCAGUCAACAGCCCCAAAGUCUGCUCCCGCCAGUGGAGCUAAAACCACCAAAAACAAGCCCACAGCCUCCGUCAAUCAGACUGUUGUAACUAAAUCUCCCUCUACCAAAGACAAGCCUGCCCCCACAGUGGUUCAAACUGCCCUGUCGACAUCAGCAAAGGCCAAUCAGAGUGCCGUAAUCAAAACUCCCGCCACUACCACCACCACCACCACCACCAGAGAAAAGCCUGCCGCUGUUCAGCCACUCAAGGUGGUCAUAAGCGAUGGCUGUGACUCAAACAACGCCAAGGAGCAGGAAGUGAAGCUGAAGCCUGGUGCUCCUCUGGUGAUGACGCAUAAGAUCAGCUUGUUGCCUGGUGGCUGCACCGGGGGAUGUGAGGCCGAGAUGGCUGCGCUGAAAGGUCGUGUGGCCCGACUGGAAAGAGAGAUGUCUGCCCUCAAAGACAAAUGUCCAUGUUCUGCAAACUGUCCAAAUGACUGUAAUGGCAAUGGGGAAUGUGAGAAGGGUAAAUGUGUCUGCCAGCAGGGAUUCAUGGGUCCAGACUGCAGUAAGUGUGCACAAGGAGCUGAGUGUGCUAGGAAAGCUGCCAAAGGAAAGGCCAAGGUGACCGUGGAAACAGUGACCCUGCAGGUGAACAAAGACAAGGAAAACAUGCAGGAGAGAACCACCAGAGUAGAGCAAACUCUCUUCCAGAGGAGGGAGCAGAAGAAAGAGACUGACACUAAGUCUAAAGUGGCUACUAAUGCUAGAGUGGGUCUUGUUAAAACCCAAACAAAACAAGAUUCUAUAAAGAAAAUAACAACUAAAGACUCUUCAAGUGCCGCAAAGACCAGUCGCCCAAAUGUGGGUCAAGUUCUGCUGAGACAUGAGGGAAGGAAGCAGGAAGAGGCCCGCAAAGGCAAAACAACAGUCCUGACCUCUAAAAAGGUCCUCCAAAAACCUGACCUCAGACUUGUUAAGGAAGGAACUGCCGGUAAAACAAAUCCUAAAGCUGACCAACUGAAAGACGAACCUCAAACCAAUGUAACUCAGAGUAAUGUGAAGAAAUCUAACGGCACAGCUAAAAUUGUGACCAUUCUGACCAAGAUCGUGGAAACGAACAAAACCAGAACAGGGAAGGAGAAUAUGGAGCAGUCCACACUGGCUGAGAAACGCACCAAGAAGGUCAAAGUAGACACUACAAAUGUGCAGUCUGUUGACAACAGAAACACUGAAGCUGGAAAAACUGGAAAGGCCAUACAGAGGAGUCAGUACCUGGUUAAUACAACCAUUGCGGCAACAUCAGGCGAGGGUCGAAGUGUGCAGAAUAAAACAACCAUCCAUGGCUCUGGGAGUGCAAGGAGGAUGGGAGGAACUGGAUUAGGUUCUGUAAGGGUUGUAAACACCUCCUCCUACAGCUUCACUGUCACAUGGUCAGCACCACAAGGGAUGUUCAAGAACUUCACCGUGAUCAGGAGAGAGCCACGCGCAGAGGGUGAUGAAGACGACCUUGAGGAGUUUGAAGAGGAAACUCUUGAAGUCGAAAAGUUCUCUACAGCUAAGAACGCAACUGAAGUGCACGUACAGGUUGAGAGCACCAACACAACUGCCGCCUUCGGUAGAGCUGCUGGAUCUAGAGGCAGAGCUGAAACAAAGAGGAUCUCUAUGGUGGUCCCUGGCAGCGUGCGCUCUGUGGAGUUCAGUAACCUCCGGGCAAACACAGGCUAUGUUCUGCAUGUGUAUGGCACUACUGCUGAGAAGAGAUCAAAGAUUCAUAGAGUAACUGCAAUGACAGGCCCUGAGCCAGCCACAGAGAUGGUUUUCAGCAAUGUUACAGAGUCUUCUCUCACUGUUUCCUGGUCCAAACCAAAGACCACAUUCUCAGGCGUCAGGGUCACGUACACCAACAUCAUCACAGGGGAGAGUCGCUUUGUGACCUUGGAGUCUCAGCAAUCUUAUGUGGUUCUGUCCAAACUGUCUGCUGGAUCCUCCUACAUUAUCACUGUAACUACUACAUACGGCAGAGCCCAGAGUGAUGCUCUCACAUCAGUCAUCACCACAGUGCCCGCCCCUCCAACACAUCUCCAAGUUGUCAAUGUGACUGAUACAAGAGCUUUGCUGCAAUGGACACCCAGUCUGGGGAAAGUAGACCGCUUCAUCAUCAGCUACGAGUCCUCCAAGACUCCUAAUGUGACAGUGACAGUGAUGCUGUCUGGAAACUCAGUGGAACACCAGCUGAGAGGCCUGCAGAGAGGCACACUGUACACAGUCAAAGUCCUGAGCCAGAAGGACAGUCUCCAGAGCAUGGCCAUCUCAACCACAUUUACUACCGCUAAUGUGGCUAAAGCCAACGAGGUGGGCGCUCGUUCUGCAGUGAUCACAUGGAGGACUUCCAGUGUUGUCUAUUACAGCUACAGACUGAUCUACCAGGUGGUAGGAGAGGAGGCAAAGGAGGUGAUCCUGGACCAAUCAAUCACAGAGUAUAAGCUGACAGGGCUGUUGCCAAUGUCACGCUAUUAUGUUCUGGUACAAGGCGAGAGAGAGGGACACUACACAUCUAUUGUUACCACAGAAUUCAUCACAGGCAAACUGCGUUUCCCCUACCCUACUGAGUGCUCUCAGGAGCUGCUGAAUGGAGCUCUGGAGUCAGGAGAAGUGGAUAUCUACCCGCAAGGAAAAGAGGGAGGAGCGGUCAGAGUCUACUGUGACAUGGAGACUGAUGGAGGUGGCUGGACGGUGUUCCAGAGGAGAAUGAAUGGAAAGACAGAUUUCUACAGAACCUGGAGUGAAUAUAGCGCCGGCUUCGGAAACCUCAGCGAAGACUUCUGGCUCGGAAAUGAGCUUCUUCACAACCUGACCAGUGUCGGCCCUGUGAGUCUGAGAGUGGAUAUGCGAUCUGGAAACGACACCGCUUACGCUCACUACGCCAACUUCUCCAUUGAUUCAGAGGAGAGGCACUAUACUAUCACCGUGUCUGGCUACACUGGAACUGCAGGCGACUCCAUGAGGUACCAUACUGGACGUCCAUUCUCAACCCGAGACAAGAACCCUGAUCCUCUGGGGAUCCACUGUGCCAGGGCCUACAUGGGAGGCUGGUGGUACAAGAACUGCUACAAGACCAACCUCAACGGUCUUUUCGGCAUCAACAGUAAUAACCAGGGAAUAGUCUGGAUAGACUGGAAAGGAAAAGACUCCUCCAUUCCCUUCACCGAGAUGAAAUUCAGACCAUCCAGGUUCUCUCCUGCAACUCAUGGCUAAAGAUACAGUCUUCAUACGUCUGACAGAGAAUUUAAGUGCCAGAAAUCCACAAAACAGUGGAUCUCACAGUUGCUGCAUGUAGCUUUCCAACUGAAUUGCAUGUACAGUGGUUUUGAUAGUUGUAACAACAGCUAUCAGUACAUUUGAUUCAAGAUUGUGUACGAUUUUUUUUUCUGAUUUUUUUUCUGUUUCUUUUUUUUUCUGGAAAUAUACCAAAAGAGUGGAGAAAUGUUUUAUUGCAACUUUUUGUAUCUUACUGUUCUGCCUGACCCGUCUAUUUCAACACAGUUUGUUUUUUGACUCAAAUACCUUCUUGUGCACCACCAUGGUAUGCCACACCCACUACUACUGUAAUUGAAUAUGCACUGUCUCACUCCAUUGGAAUAAAUGUGGCUAAUGUGG
Messenger RNA from Epinephelus fuscoguttatus (brown-marbled grouper), 6627 nucleotides. It is a transcript of the gene tnxba, whose product is annotated as tenascin XBa. Gene Ontology annotation, molecular function: protein binding. Bases 2689 to 6225 code for a protein of 1178 amino acids. Lineage: Eukaryota; Metazoa; Chordata; Actinopteri; Perciformes; Serranidae. The transcript is spliced from 15 exons. The record is from RefSeq and is a predicted model, not a curated record.